AUGCUGGUCUCCUUGACUGUAGGCAAGGUCGAUGCCGGCGUCGCCGUGCUCCUGACCCAGGACAACCGCCUCAUCGAAUUCCCCUCCGUCCUCCUCCCAAACAAUAUCUCCUCUGGCAGCAUUGUUGAUAUUACCGUUGCGCGCAACCAUGCCGCCGAAUCGGCCAACGCAACUGCCUUCCAGUCCCUUCAAAAACGUAUCCUGAACACAUACGGUGUCAAAGCCCCGUCGCCUCCUAUCCUUCGUCUACGAAAUGCUACUCAGACCUCUCUUGUCCUUGAAUGGGACCCUAUCGACUUGGCUACCGCAUCCCUGAAAUCGCUCUCCCUCUACCGCAAUGGCUCUAAGGCUGGCUCUAUACCCCGCCCUCUCGAGACGCGCAGCACCAAAAUUAGUGGUCUGGCCAUUCACUCGGAGUAUACGUUCCACCUUGUCUUGCGCACUACUGCGGGUACCUACCAGUCGGAGAAGUUGACCUGUCGCACACACAAGAUGACCGAUCUAUCUGGUAUCACCGUGACCCCUGGUAUUCUGGACCCAGCCCGCAAGGAAGCACUCGGAGCUACGCUUGACCGCAUUGGCGGUAAGUUGAUUGAUUCCGUGCGUAUCGAUACAACUCACUUUGUCUGCACGGAGGGCCGCGGCCCACUGUGGGAGAAGGCUGUUGAGAUGAACAUCCCCGUUGUUGUACCGGAAUGGGUUGAUGCGUGUGAAUCUGAGGGUACAAUCGCUGGUGUGCGUGGAUACUAUCUUAAUGCGGAUCCUAAGGCCCGUCAACUUGGGGUUAUGCAUGGUUCUUCUCAUCAACGCACUACUUCUACUGUCUCUGCGGCUACGACUGCGCAAGGUAGACCUAGUACUCAGCCUAGGCCUAGUGAGCAAGAACAGCCUGCGCCUGCUGAGCCUCCUUUGACGCCUUUCCCCGGUGGAGAAACUAGUACUCAACCGCAAGCGGAGACAAAGGAGGUCCCCUCAGAAGAUGAGGUUGAUACUCCGCCCCCACCACCUCCGCCGAAGGAUGAGACCGAGGACAACGAGGAGCCUCAGCAGAAUGGUGAUGCGGAGGUUAAGCCUGCGCCGGAGUCUGAAGAGAAAUCCGAGGAUAUUCAUGAGAAGGCAAAUGGUGAUGAAGAGGCUAAAGAGGGUACUCUCCCGCAGAAUAGACCUGAGGAAGACUCCGAGCCACAAAGCGCGACAAGUUCUAAGGAGAAAGGCAAAGAGGGUGAGGGUGACUUCAGCGAAGUAACACUCUAG
Penicillium angulare is the source of this 1254-nucleotide messenger RNA. RefSeq names its product putative chitin biosynthesis protein (Chs5). Bases 1 to 1254 code for a protein of 417 amino acids. Lineage: Eukaryota; Fungi; Ascomycota; Eurotiomycetes; Eurotiales; Aspergillaceae. The record is from RefSeq and is a predicted model, not a curated record. Gene Ontology annotation, biological process: Golgi to plasma membrane transport; conjugation with cellular fusion. Gene Ontology annotation, cellular component: trans-Golgi network; exomer complex. The transcript has 2 exons. Gene Ontology annotation, molecular function: protein dimerization activity.